Molecule: messenger RNA, 291 nt
Organism: Clunio marinus
Lineage: Eukaryota; Metazoa; Arthropoda; Insecta; Diptera; Chironomidae
Source: the annotation of a GenBank genome assembly
AUGAGAAAAUUUUCUAUUACUUUGGUUCUUAUUAUGUUCGUAAUACAGUGUUUAACAGAUACCUAUGGAUCAUACGAUGAAGAUAUUCGAGAUUUAAGGAGUAGACAUCCCAAAAUGUCAUUUCAAAGACUUAAGAGACAAACUGAAGAUGGAGAUGGGGGAUAUGAGUUCACAAGCGAUAAUGAUGAAGGAGAAAAUGAAAAUUGGGAAACAGAACCAUUAAUUCCAGUAGACGAUCGAAGAUACAAACCAAAAUAUUUAAAUCCUGUCAGAUUUCCAAAUAACCGCUGA